AUGCUCAAGCCACCUGCUUCACAUCGGCACCGAGCUUCGUCACCGCCCGCAUUCACGCAUACCCCAGCCUCACCUCCUGCGACAAGUGAAAAGUCUCCAGGUCCUCCUCCUGUCCGUCCGGACCGUCUUCAGCAGCGGCAUACGCUCGAGGUACCUAAGUUACAUCCCGUGCGGACUUCUGUAGAUGGUCGAGACUCAACAGAUACCGCUGUCACCACCGGACGCUUCUCACCAACUACUCCCAGCCGGAGGCGUGGUUCUCUGCAGCUUGCCAGAAGAGUGACUCGGUCGCUGCACUCGCAUUCGGACAUGCAGCUUGAUCAGGUGCCACAGGACGAAGACGCCGAGCGAUGGGCUGAAGCCAUUAAAGCAAAGCGUGCGAUUCGGAAGAACCGUGUCGACACUGACGACGAUAGAGUCGUAGUCGGUACGAAGGUCGACGAGCACCACCAGAACUACGUUCGCGCGUAUAACAUGCUUACCGGGAUCCGCUUUUGUGUUAGUCGCAUACACGCCAAAUCUGAUCGCGAGUUGUCCGACGCCGACUUCCUGGCCGCACAGAAGUACAGCUUCGACAUAACAGGUAACGAGCUGACACCGAGUACAAAGUACGACUUCAAGUUCAAGGACUACGCGCCAUGGGUAUUUCGGCAUAUACGAACCAUCUUCGGUAUUGACCCUGCCGAAUACCUGGUGUCGCUGACUGCUAAGUACAUCCUGUCCGAACUUGGAUCGCCCGGCAAAUCAGGCUCAUUCUUCUACUUCUCGCGAGACUACAAGUACAUCAUCAAGACGAUACAUCGUGGUGAACAGAAAUUUCUGCGAAAGAUUCUCAAAGAGUACUACAACCAUGUCCGCUUAAAUCCAAACACGCUGCUUUCACAGUUCUACGGCCUUCAUCGCGUCAAGCUGCCAUAUGGCAAGAAGGUACAUUUCGUCAUCAUGAACAACCUCUUUCCGCCGCACCGCGACAUCCACCGGACCUUCGAUCUCAAGGGUAGCACCAUCGGGCGAGACUUUCGGGAAGAGGACCUGGAGAAUAACCCGCGUGCGACACUCAAGGACUUGAACUGGCUCCGACGAAACCUGCACCUUGAGUUUGGCCCUCAUAAAAAGGAGAUUUUUGUGACGCAAAUGCAACGGGAUGUGGCGAUGUUGCAGCGGUUGCGAAUUAUGGACUACAGUCUGCUGGUCGGCAUCCAUGAUCUCGAGCGAGGUAACGAGGACAACCUGCGAGACAAGACGCUGCAGGUUUUCCAGCCGGGUGGUGACAAGCUCCCAGACCCAGCAAACUGCCCGCCUGGUGUCAACCCUGGACUGGCGAGGACACCAAGUAAGCUGGAAACCGCUCAGCGCGCUAGAGAACUCAGGCAGACGGUGAAGAGUCAGCGGCCGAUCCCAAUGGCGCAGACUAUGGACAAGAUGCCGGACGAGAGCAGCUUAGUUCGAAAAGGAUUCUACUUCUACGCGGAUGAUGGUGGGUUUCGUGCGACGCACGAGGAUAACAGCCCUGGAGAUGAAAUCUACUAUCUCGGUAUCAUUGAUUGCUUGACAAGGUACAACUACGUCAAGCGAGCCGAGCACUUCUGGAAGGGCAUGGGCGGUCACGAGUCACAGAUCAGUCCCAUACCGCCUGACCGCUACGGUGAUCGGUUCAUAAAGUUCAUCUCCGGAAUCACGAUGUCACGUGAACGCGCAGAGAAGGAAGUUCUGACCUCGACACUGGAGAGUGCCGGAGUCAAGCUCCAGUCAGGCGUGAAGCCACCGCUCGAACCGCCCAUCAACGAUCCUCGAUUAGGCGGUGUGAACAUGCACCAGCUGCCGCAAGGAGACAUUUCGGGAAGCACUGGUCCACGAGACCUUGACCGAGACCCCUACAAUCCACCCGGUACGGAGAAAGUGAUUGAGGCGGCUGAGCAUCAAGCGCUGAAGACAGUACGCAAGGGCGCGGACGAAAGUAAGGUUCCGGAGCGGACUCUGACCGCUACCAAGGGUGCCGGGACUGAAGCGGAGGCGACAUCGUUACCCGUGAUUGGGGAGGCACCAGAGACUGCGAGCAAUGCGUCUCAGCGUGCCACACCUGAGCCAAGUCGGGAAGAAUUGAAGCCUGUUCUUGGCAACGCGAAUAUGGAAUCCCAGCAUGUUGGGAAUGUAUCGCCACCUACGCCGCCGAAGGAAGAUGGUAGUUUCGAGCACUCCCGACGAAUGCAGCCCGCCCCUCCGACACCGCCGAAGGAUGAUAACCUGAGGGGCAGAGGGCUUGAUAAGGACUUGCCUCUACCGCCUAUUGCAACGAAGGUCUUCUCAGCCAGUCCGAGUCGAUUGGUUGAUGGGAGUAUCGAUGGCGCCUCAUGA
Molecule: messenger RNA, 2355 nt
Organism: Baudoinia panamericana UAMH 10762
Lineage: Eukaryota; Fungi; Ascomycota; Dothideomycetes; Mycosphaerellales; Teratosphaeriaceae
Exons: 2
Coding region: 1-2355 (784 amino acids)
Biological process (GO): phosphatidylinositol metabolic process
Molecular function (GO): phosphatidylinositol kinase activity
Source: RefSeq, a predicted model, not a curated record